GAGCUCCCUACUGGCCUGCCCCUCCUGCCCAACCCAGUAAACUACUGCCACCCAUCCGCCGGCGAAAUGGCCCACGGCCGCAUCCUCCCCCUGGCGCUCGCCGUCCUGGCCACGGCCGCCGUGGCCGUCGCCUCCUCCUCCUUCACCGACUCCAACCCGAUCCGGCCCGUCACCGAGCGCGCCGCCUCGACGCUCGAGUCCACCGUCCUCGCCGCGCUCGGCCGCACCCGCCACGCUCUCCGCUUCGCGCGCUUCGCCGUCAGGUACGGCAAGAGCUACGAGAGCGCGGCGGAGGUGCGGAGGCGGUUCCGGAUCUUCUCCGAGAGCCUCGAGGAGGUGCGCUCCACCAACCGGAAGGGCCUCUCCUACCGCCUCGGCAUCAACCGCUUCUCGGACAUGAGCUGGGAGGAGUUCCAGGCGACCCGGCUCGGCGCGGCGCAGACCUGCUCGGCGACGCUCGCCGGCAACCACCUGAUGCGGGACGCCGCCGCGCUCCCGGAGACCAAAGACUGGAGGGAGGAUGGGAUCGUUAGCCCCGUAAAAGACCAGUCCCAUUGCGGCUCCUGCUGGACGUUCAGCACUACUGGUGCACUUGAGGCAGCAUAUACUCAGGCCACUGGAAAGAACAUCUCUCUUUCUGAGCAACAGCUGGUUGACUGUGCCGGUGGAUUCAAUAAUUUCGGGUGCAGUGGAGGCCUUCCAUCCCAGGCAUUUGAGUACAUCAAGUACAAUGGAGGGAUCGACACCGAGGAGUCCUACCCUUACAAGGGUGUCAAUGGCGUCUGCCAUUACAAGGCUGAAAAUGCCGUAGUUCAGGUUUUGGACUCAGUUAACAUCACACUGAAUGCUGAGGACGAACUGAAAAACGCCGUCGGGUUGGUUCGCCCAGUGAGUGUUGCCUUUGAGGUGAUCGACGGUUUCAGGCAGUACAAGAGCGGAGUUUACACUAGCGACCAUUGUGGUACUACACCUGAUGACGUGAACCACGCCGUCUUGGCGGUCGGGUACGGUGUGGAGAACGGCGUCCCGUAUUGGCUCAUCAAGAACUCGUGGGGCGCCGACUGGGGUGAAAAUGGUUACUUCAAGAUGGAAAUGGGCAAGAACAUGUGUGCUGUUGCUACCUGCGCCUCCUACCCCAUCGUGGCGGCAUGAAGAGGCGCCAAAUCGGCGAGUCCAGUCUCGAUUCGCUGGACAUGAAUAACGUGUUUUCAGCCCGAACAAGAACAUGAAGAUUGGGGUAUACAGGAACUGAAACUUUGCUGUGAAUAUAAAACCACAAGAACUACGGUUGCAGUGAGCCCCGUGCGCGUACUCUUCCUCUGUAUGGUUGUAUGGCUAUAUAUGUAGGUGAUCCAGCAAUUUAUUGGGGUUUCACAUGUAUGUAUACGACAUUUUAUUUCCAGCACAAAUAAAAUGGCCCACUCAUAGUUCACCUAGGCA
This is a messenger RNA of Triticum dicoccoides, 1440 nucleotides long. Its product is annotated as thiol protease aleurain. Lineage: Eukaryota; Viridiplantae; Streptophyta; Magnoliopsida; Poales; Poaceae. The record is from RefSeq and is a predicted model, not a curated record. Gene Ontology annotation, molecular function: cysteine-type peptidase activity. The coding region runs from base 67 to 1152 and encodes 361 amino acids. Gene Ontology annotation, biological process: proteolysis. The transcript is spliced from 8 exons.